Chionomys nivalis (European snow vole) is the source of this 904-nucleotide messenger RNA. RefSeq names its product Ly6/neurotoxin 1 (gene Lynx1). The record is from RefSeq and is a predicted model, not a curated record. NCBI's taxonomy places the organism in Eukaryota, Metazoa, Chordata, Mammalia, Rodentia, Cricetidae. Bases 329 to 679 code for a protein of 116 amino acids. The transcript is spliced from 5 exons.
GCGGGUCGGUUGCGGCUGCCGAGCCUACCCAGUUUGAGAUGCGGUGCAAACGCUGCGCGAAGUGCGCCCAGAUUCACAGUCAGACCGCGGGAGGGACCUGGGAGCGGCCACGGUCCCAAACACCAGACUCAGCCUGUGGAGCUCUGUCUUGGGCAAGCAUGUCGUCUGGCCUGCAUCUGAAGAGGCUUUAGGGUUGCUUUACCCCUAGGAGACCAAGAACUCAAGCAGGGCAAGAGCCUGCCCUGUGCCUCUCUGCCCUGCUUCUUCCCAGGCCUGGGUUGGAUCCAGGACCAGCUGUUCAGUCCCACGCUGUCCUCACAUCUCCAUCAUGACAUCCCUGCUCACGGUGCUCCUGGUGGUUCUAGUGGGCCUGCCUGUGGCUCAGGCUCUGGAGUGCCACGUGUGUGCCUACAAUGGAGACAACUGCUUCAAACCCAUGCGCUGCCCAGCCAUGGCCACCUACUGCAUGACCACUCGUACUUACUUCACCCCGUACCGGAUGAAAGUGAGGAAGUCGUGUGUACCCAGCUGCUUUGAGACCGUGUACGAUGGCUACUCCAAGCAUGCAUCUGCCACCUCCUGUUGCCAGUACUACCUCUGCAAUGGAGCUGGCUUUCCUACCCCAGUGACCUUGGCCCUGGUCCUGGUACUCCUGGCCACCUUCUGGAGCUUGCUGUGAAGCUCUGUUCCCCCAGGAAGACCCACUGAAACGCAAAGCUCUUAAAAAACACAAUCGUCCCCUUUCACCCCCUCGCUCCACCCAACCCUCUUCCUUUAGCCGCAACGAGAGCCCAUGGCUACCUACAAAAGGACUGAUGGCAUCCAGAUACCUCACCCCGAGGCCAUAACCUUUCAUUUCUAGAGGGCUGAUAUAUGGAUCUAAAUCUGCUCAGGAUCAGAGGCA